This is a messenger RNA of Ostreococcus lucimarinus CCE9901, 273 nucleotides long. The record is from the annotation of a RefSeq genome assembly. NCBI's taxonomy places the organism in Eukaryota, Viridiplantae, Chlorophyta, Mamiellophyceae, Mamiellales, Bathycoccaceae.
AUUGGAGACGUUGAAAUCCUCUCGUCAGACGACGAGAAUUUGGAUGAGUACGUAAAAGGCCCAGACGAGCUCGUCAUGCUACCACGUGUAAACGUUUCGGAUCAAAUGGAAGUACUGCUUCUGGGCAGCCUUGGUGCAAACGUGCCGGUGCGUGAUGAUGAUUCACGUCCCGCUCGGGACAAGACAAAGGAAACUUUUGCACACAAGGCAGCUUACAAGGUAUUAGGACGUCAGGAGAAGGAGCGACGAAGUAAGAGUAGAAAGUUGAAUUAA